UGCCCUCAGGUGACAUGCUCCCAUCCUGUUCAGGGUGAAUGUUGUCUGGAGUGCACGAUGUGCUAUUUCAACAGCAGAACCUAUUCCAGGGGACACAGAUUCCCUCACCCCACUGACCGCUGUCAAAACUGUGAGUGUCUAGAUGGCAACGUCACAUGUUCACAAAGAGCUUGUCCCAGUCCCGACUCAUGCACACAUCCCGUCUCCAUCCCCGGAGAGUGCUGUCCUGUAUGUGGUCAAGACUGCAUGUACCAAGGGCAGGUCAUUAAGAAUGGAAACAGUUUACAGUAUCACUGCCAAGUGAGACAGCUCAUCUACAUUUACUAUGACUUUAAACCAUUUUCUUUAGAAAUGUAUAAUCAUCCUGCAUGGUCUUUCUUUUUUAGUGAUUAUAAAAGGCCUGCAUAAAAAUGCAAAAGCCUGAAAUCUACUUUUUGCUUUCUUUUGGACACUAAGCAAAUUCCAAGUUUUUAGGAGUUAUUAAAAGUUUGUUAAAUUCACUCAUUUAAGCUCUAUCUUAAAGACUUGUGUCCCUAUUCCCUUUUUUGUGUAUAUUGUGUUAAAAUUGUUGUACCAGAAAGUAAAUCUAAGUGGAGUGGUAUUUAAUUUGACACAAUUCCAAAUCUUAUUUUGGGUGUUAAUUAUUAAUUCCAAAUAGAUACUCUCUACAUCCCAUUUAAAUCUUUUUAGAAAUUCUUAUUUUUAAUGUCUUGUAAAUUGAAAUUUCUACGCUAUUAAUUUCUAAUUUCAAAAUUUAAAAACAUCUCUUUGGAGGAACUACAGAUUCAAUACAGAAUCUUAUUAUUGUGUUUUUUUUUAACAAGUUUAUCAUUGUCACUGAGGUUUAACUAACAUACCCUCUUUAUACCAAAGGACUGUCAGUGUGUAGGAGGAAGUGUAAAUUGCUCUCCAAAGCAAUGCCCACUAGCUGACUGCCCCACCCCUGUCAUGGAAAACUGUUGUCCUAAGUGUAUUGAAUGUAUGUCUGAUGGCAUCAGAUACAGUGAUGGACAAGUCUUCCCUCAUCCCAAGGAUGCGUGUUCGCAGUGUAUAUGUGUGGUGAGUUUCAUAUUCAUUGUCUUCAUGUGUUGAGUUUACCAGGUGUGUAAGUAAGGGAAUUUCAUGUUCUUAGUGUAUGGAUAAAAGUAUGUUGCAUAAGAUUUUACAAGCUCAACAAAAUCCUGGACUUCCAAUUGAGGGUAAAAAAUAAUGAUCCGAACAUGUAUGUUAUAAAAUUACUUUUGCUUAUAGCACACAAUCAAGACUGUUAGAUGUAAUUUUGUCUUUAAAAACAGUUAAAAAUAAUUAGGAAACAUUAUGUACAAUGAAUUGUUAUGUGUUUUUCCCAACAAUGUAUAAAAAAUAGUCAUUAUUGCAUAAGUUUAAAUUAUUUCUUUUUUUACGAAAGCGUGGGUCAGUUGAAUGCAGCAGACAACCCUGUAAAGCUGUUGAUUGUUCACAUCCCAGUAGAGGGGAAUGUUGCCCAGAAUGUGAUGCAUGUAACUUUGCUGGACGCACUUUGGCUAAUGCUCAGCAUUUCUUGAACCCCUCGGACUCAUGCCAUGACUGUGUCUGUCAAGUAAGUCUUGCAACUCAAAUGUAUGCUAUGACUCAGUCUUUCAAGUAAGUCUUGCACCUCAAAUUUAUGCUGUGUCUGUCAAGUAAUUCUUUUUACCUUAGACUCAUGCUAUGAAUGAGUCAGUCAAGUAAGUUUUGCACCUCAAACUUAUUCUAUCAUUUUCUCUGUAAGGAAAGUUUUUUACCAAAGAAGUAUGCUGUCUUGAGACAUUUUUUUGGCCAUUGUUAUUGUUUCUAGAUAAAAAUAUCAAGUAUAUCCUCUCCUGCCAUCUUGACCGAGGCCAGGAUUCCUUAACCCUUUUAGUUCAAGGAUCCCUUUUGCAUAUUUAAUGAAAAUCAUGGAUCCCUUCUUACAAUAAAGUAUCUAAGUGCUAAAAUAAAAUUACAAAGGAAAAGCAGCUCAGACUCCUUGACACCUCAUGACAGACUCCAAGGGGUCAGUUGACAACAGGUUAAGAACUGCUGCCCUAGGGAAUUAUGUUUGUGCAUGGCAGUAAAUGGACAGAAGCUCAUAACUCCGUCUGCUAAUCAGAAUGUUUGAUUAAUGGGAGGGUCACUGUUUUUUUAAUAGAAAAUGUAAUCUUUUGCACACCAAUAUUGUUUUUAUCGCUGUACUUAAAUUCUGAGUGAUAUUUAUUUUUUUUUAAAUGUAUAAUUUUUAAAUUUUUUUUUCAAUCCCAAGAAUGGAAAUGUGACAUGUUGGAAAAGGCAUUGCUCACCAGUGUCAUGUCACAACCCAGUUACUGAUAACUGUGACUGCCCAGUCUGUACUGCAUGCAAUUUUGAAGGGAGACAAGUUCCCAAUGGACUUUCUUUCCAAAGUUCAGAUGCCUGUGAAGAUUGCAUAUGCUCGGUAAUUAAUUACAAAUAAAAAUUUCAAAUAUAGUUAAGUCUAAUUUUGUAAAAAAAAAUUUAAGUGCUUUAAAGAUGGAAUAAAUUAUGUACUGAGUUUGAAAAAAAAAUCAUGUAAGUUUGCUCUCAAUGCAGAACACAUGACAAUUCAAUUGAAUUAAUUUAAGACUUAUUUGUAAUUCAUCCUCUUUUUGGAUUGACUCUCAUUGACAGAGUGGCACUGUUACUUGUCACAAACGUUUGUGUGGUGAAAGCUGUACUCAUCCAGCAGAUGUACAGCGCUGUUGCCCUCAGUGUGACAACUGUCUAUACGGUGGUCAGUUCAGGAUUAAUGGUCAGAUGUUUGUGCCACAAGGUGAACCAUGUAACAAAUGUCAGUGUGAGGUAAGAAUAGAACUUUUUUCCUUUGAAUGUUUAAAUAAUUUCAUUGAUGAAAUUUGUGAAGAAUGACAUUUUGAUGUUCUAAUUCUGAAUGAAAUGCUCACUGCAGACUGAUAUUAUAAAAUGCAUGAUAGUAAUAUAGACUAUUUUAAAAUGUAUUAUAGAAAUACAGACUGAAAUUAUAAAAUGCAUGAUAGUAAUACAGACUGAUAUUUUAAAAUGUAUGACAGUAUAGUGAUUUUAUUUUCAUUUAUGAAAUUUGUUUGCCAGUUCGGUUCCGUUACAUGUCAGAGCUUACCAUGUCCUCCGCUGGCAUGUCCAAAAGCUGUACAGAAAGAAGGAGACUGCUGUCCUUCCUGUCCUGGUAACUAUGCAACCUUAUAUUAUGUCCUUGUGACGCAUUUAGAAAAGACCACAAAAAAUUAUUAAAUAAAAUCUACAUUGCAAAUGAACACAAAAAUCAUUUUAAAUUUAUCACUAUUUCAGAAAGUUUUCUUACAUUUAUUUACUUAAAAUGUUAUUCCUGAAUAAUACUUCCUGACUUAACAAUUCAUAUUCGUUGUCUAAUAGUUUGUCAGUAUCUUGGCAAAACUUACAGGGAUAAUGAAAGAUUUCCACAUCCUGAAGACUUGUGUCUGGCAUGUACAUGUAAGGUAAGGUAUCAAUUGUAAAAUCAUCAAAUAUGAAUAUUGAUAUUUCUAUAAUCGUUAUUAUCUAUAAAUCAUUUUAUUAUCAGAAUCCUUAAAUAUGAUGAAACAGUUCUUUAUUUUGGAACUGUGACCUUGGCCUUGUUGCAUCAAGUUAUAACACAAGUUUAAGUUUUGGAAUACAAUUAUCAGUGCUGCCAGCCUGGAAUCUUACAUUAUAUUUUUAUUAAUUUUUUUAUUUAUAAAACUUUCAUUGUUCCAGCUGUUUUUUUACCUCUAUAUUUAGUAAGACUACUUAAACACACCAAUAAAUAGACAUUAAUACCUUGGACGCUGUUGAUAUAUAUCUUUACCUUCACAAAUUUUAUUGUAGUCUGGCAUGGUUGAUUGUGAAAAUCGGAGGUGUAUGGUAACAUGCUUGCAUCCUCGCCCAGAUACUUGCUGCCCAUCUUGUGAUUCAUGUUAUUAUCAAAAUAUUCUAUAUAAAAAUGGGGCCAGAUUUUACCCAGAUCCCUGCAAAUCGUGUACAUGUGAAGUAAGAUAUAUUUUGUAA
This is a messenger RNA of Lymnaea stagnalis (great pond snail), 4011 nucleotides long. The record is from the annotation of a GenBank genome assembly. NCBI's taxonomy places the organism in Eukaryota, Metazoa, Mollusca, Gastropoda, Lymnaeidae.